UUCGCUAACAAGGUGGUUUAUGUUUUUGUCUUUCAGAAUGUUGGCUUCCAGGGUAUUUAGCCUAAUUGGCAGGCGAGCACUUUCCACCUCGGCCCGUGUGCGAGCACACGGAAGCGUGGUGAAGAGUGACGACUUCGCUCUCCCGAGCUAUGUUGACCGCCGUGACUACCCCCUGCCCGAUGUGGCCCACGUCAAGCACCUGUCUGCCAGCCAGAAGGCCCUGAAGGAGAAGGAGAAGGCCUCCUGGAGCAGCCUGACCAGGGAUGAGAAAGUCGAGUUGUACCGCAUUCAGUUUCACGAGAGCUUCGCCGAGAUGAACAGGGGCACGAAUGAGUGGAAGACGGUGGUGGGCGCUGCCAUGUUCUUCAUCGGCUUCACCGCGCUGGUUCUGAUGUGGGAGAAGCGCUAUGUGUACGGCCCUAUCCCGCACACCUUCGACAAGGACUGGGUGGCCAUGCAGACCAAGAGGAUGCUGGACAUGAAGGUCAGCCCCAUCCAGGGCUUCUCCGCCAAGUGGGACUACGACAAGAACGAGUGGAAGAAGUGAGCCGCACUCCCACCGGCGCCGCCCUCCGUCCGUCCCCGCGCGGCUCCGUGUACCUGUUGGAGACUUGUGGCAAGUUGCCCGUGCGAAUAAACGACCAGUUUACCUGA
Molecule: messenger RNA, 654 nt
Organism: Tupaia belangeri chinensis (Chinese tree shrew)
Lineage: Eukaryota; Metazoa; Chordata; Mammalia; Scandentia; Tupaiidae
Gene: COX4I1
Product: cytochrome c oxidase subunit 4I1
Exons: 4
Coding region: 20-547 (175 amino acids)
Biological process (GO): mitochondrial electron transport, cytochrome c to oxygen
Cellular component (GO): respiratory chain complex IV
Source: RefSeq, a predicted model, not a curated record